Striga hermonthica is the source of this 1626-nucleotide messenger RNA. The record is from the annotation of a GenBank genome assembly. Lineage: Eukaryota; Viridiplantae; Streptophyta; Magnoliopsida; Lamiales; Orobanchaceae.
AUGGAGGCAAGGAGAUCGGGAAAUUACGAAGCAAGCGUUUGGGAUGAUGACUACAUUCAAUCGCUCGACUCCCCAUACACCGGGAAAGAGUGUGUAAAACAAGCUGAGAAGCUGAAAAGCCAUGUGAAAGUCAUCAUAGACGAGACCGAAAACCAGCUGGACCGACUCGAAUUCAUCGAUGAUCUGCAACGGCUUCAUAUAUCGAACCAUUUCGAAGAUCGAGUGGAGGCUAUACUUAAAAACAUUUAUCAAACAAUCGAAUGCCACGAACAGUAUACCAACAAGGACUUGCAUGUUACAGCCCUCAAGUUUAGGCUUCUCAGACAACAUGGCUAUCAUGUGCCCCAAGAGGUUUUCUGUGGAUUUACGGACGAGUUCGGAAAUUUCAAGGGGUGUCUUGCUAGUGAUGUCAAGGGCAUGUUGUCUUUAUACGAAGCUUCUUUUUUAUCGCUCGAAGGUGAAAAUUUAUUGGAUUCGGCUAAAGAUUUCUCGACUCAUCAUCUUAGGGAGAGGCUGGAGGGAAUUACGGACCCGAUUGUAGCCGAGCAAGUGAGGCAUGCUCUGGAGCUCCCACUACACUGGAGAGUGCAAAAGCUUGAAGCCAAAUGGUUCAUAACUGUCUAUGAGAGUAAAUUAGGUGCCAACCUUAUUUUGCUCGAACUUGCAAAACUGGAUUUCAACAUGGUACAAGCCCUAUAUCAGCAUGAGAUUAAGCAACUGUCAAGGUGGUACGAAGAAACUGGUCUGGUAGAGAAGCUGGGCUUUGCCAGGCAUCGGUUGGCCGAGUGUUUCCUGUGGGCCGUGGGAGUCACGGCCGAGCCUCAAUUUGGGUUUACGAGGGAGAUUAUAACUAAGAUGUCUGUGCUAAUUACAUUUAUUGAUGACAUAUACGAUGUAUAUGGUACCUUGUCUGAACUCCAAGCCUUCACCCACGCCAUUGAGAGGUGGGACAUUAAUGAAUUGGACAAUCUCCCCGAGUACAUGCGGAUCUGCUUUUUAGCUUUGUUCAACUCCGCUAAUGAGUUGGCUUAUCACAUUCUAAGGGACCAAGGUCUCAACAUAAUUCCUAACUUGAAGAAAUUGUGGGCCGAACUGAGUCGAGCUUAUUAUGUAGAAGCGACUUGGUUUCAUAAUGGGUAUUUCCCGAGCACCAAUGAGUAUAUGAACACGGCUUGGGUUUCCAUAGGGGGGCCUAUAGCUUCGCUUCACGCUUAUUUUGCCAUCUCAAACCCCAUUGAUGAGAAAGAGUUGAGCAUCUUAGAGCAAUAUCAAGGUAUCAUCCGUUGGCCGUCCAUGGUUCUUCGACUGGCUGAUGACUUGGGAACUGCAUCGGAUGAAAUGAAAAAAGGAGACGUCCCGAAAUCGAUUCAGUGCCACAUGCAUGGGACGGGAUGUUCGGAGGAGGAUGCUCGUGAGCACAUUAAGCACCUUAUCGAUGUGAACUUGAAGAGAAUGAACAAAGACAUUUUGAUGGAAAAGUCCGUCAAGAGUUUUGGUGCGACUGCCAUUAAUAUUGCUCGAAUUGGGCUCUGCAUCUAUCAAUUUGGAGACGGUUUUGGGGUUCCUCAUAAUGAGACUAAGGUUAAUUUGGUCUCUCUCGUUGUUAAGCCUAUACCAAUGCAAUGA